This is a messenger RNA of Setaria italica (foxtail millet), 1465 nucleotides long. Its product is annotated as E3 ubiquitin-protein ligase MIEL1. NCBI's taxonomy places the organism in Eukaryota, Viridiplantae, Streptophyta, Magnoliopsida, Poales, Poaceae. The record is from RefSeq and is a predicted model, not a curated record. Gene Ontology annotation, molecular function: ubiquitin protein ligase activity; zinc ion binding. Gene Ontology annotation, biological process: protein ubiquitination; ubiquitin-dependent protein catabolic process. The coding region runs from base 109 to 993 and encodes 294 amino acids. The transcript is spliced from 12 exons. Gene Ontology annotation, cellular component: nucleus.
CUCCCUCCCCACCUCCGCUAUCGCGCCGUUUUACCGGGAGGCCCCUGCUCGCCCUCGCUAUUUACAGCCCUCCCCCCCCGCACCUCUCCGCCGCCGCCGCCACCGGGGAUGGGGGGAGCGCACUUCCCCGGCGACAACGACGCCGCCGAGGUCGACGCGGCCUGCUGCGACGGGGAGGUCGACCUCCGCAACGUGGGGAAGAUGGAGCACGGGUGCGAGCAUUACCGGCGGAGGUGUAAGAUCGUGGCGCCCUGUUGCAAGCAGGUGUUCCCCUGCCGCCACUGCCACAACGAGGCCACGGUUUCAGGAGAUCGGCAUACAGUAUGUCGCCAAGAUAUUGAAAAAGUAGUUUGUCUACUCUGUGAUACUGAGCAGCCGGUGUCACAAGCGUGUGUAAGCUGUGGAGCCAAUAUGGGAGAGUAUUUCUGUGAUAUAUGCAAAUUUUACGAUGAUGAUACAGAGAAAGGGCAGUACCAUUGCAAUGAUUGUGGCAUAUGCAGGGUUGGUGGCAAGGAAAACUUUUUCCACUGUGUGAAGUGUGGGUCUUGCUAUUCUGUUGCACUGCGUGAUAACCAUCAAUGUGUGGAGAACUCAAUGAGACAGAAUUGCCCAAUCUGUUAUGAGUAUCUAUUUGAUUCAUUACAAGGAACAAGAGUUCUUAACUGUGGACACACGAUGCACAUGGAAUGUUUUACUGAUAUGGUGAAGCAUAACAAAUACACUUGUCCAAUAUGCUCCAAGACAGCUCUUGACAUGUCACAUCACUGGGAGAUGUUGGAUCAAGAGAUUGAAGCAACAAUCAUGCCUCCUGUAUAUCGUUACAAGAUUUGGGUGCUUUGCAACGACUGCAACAAGGUCUCAGAGGUGAACUUCCAUGUGAUUGGGCACAAGUGCAGCCACUGCAACUCGUACAACACCCGCUCGACAUCCCGCCCUGUGGAUUCGUCAGGAAACAGCUCACCGACUACAGACUCGUCUGACAACAACCUGUAGAGCAUUCUUGGUGCCAGCCUACACCUGGCAUAAGAAAGCAACGCAAGAACCAUACGAUAGAAGGAAGGAACAUUGUUUCGCGGAGCGCGAUCCUGCCAAAUGCCAAGACCCCCCGGAGCCGCUUAGCUCUCAUUCUGUCAAGAUUCAAUUCAUUCCUUGAAUCCACGGCUGUUGUUGACUCCCAGCUGCCACAUUGCUGCCCUGUUCUACCUAGACGAACAGCAUGGCCGUCUCCUGAACGCCGCCAUUGUAUCAGCACUUCAGCAGUGGGUGAAGUGGAACCCAGCAUGUUAUGAAUCUGCUUGAUAUACUGUCUGUAACCUAUAGUAGUAAGAAGAACAUGCCUGUCUGUUGUUUACUUGGUGGUUGUGUGCCUGACUGCCUGUGAUGGUCUGUUUCUGAGAAUUGCAGUCCUGUCUGGUAAAGACUAAACCAUGUUUUAUGAUGUGUACUUGUGUGCGCUGAGAGCUCA